AUGUCUUCCUCGUCUCUGUUCUCCGUCUGCCGCCUCCCGUUGCAGACCUCCGAGCCUAGCAGAAGGCGGCCGCAGAAGCUCUGGAUAGGGUUUGGGAUCCCUUCUUCUUCAUCCUCUUCGCGGAGAUUCAACCAGAGGUCCUGUCAAAUCCGGGCGGAGGCGCUCCAGACAGACUUGAGCUCUUCGAAGAGCUCCGAGUCUGCAGAAGAUGAGGACGCCAUUCAGAAAUUCCUCAAGAGGGACUACAAGUGGGGAUUCACCUCUGAUUUCGAGUCCUUCUCCAUCCCCAAGGGCCUGUCGGAGGAGACCGUCCGUUCCAUCGCCGCCAUCAAGGGUGAGCCAGAUUGGAUGCUCGAGUUCCGCCUUUCCGCGUUCCGGAGGUUCCUGCGCAUGCGGGAGCCCCAGUGGUCGGACAACCGGUACUCCCCGAUCAACUUCCAGGAGAUGUGCUAUUACUCAGCGCCUAAGCUGAAGCCUAAGCUGAACAGUUUGGAUGAAGUCGAUCCUAAGAUACUGGAGACGUUUGAGCGGCUCGGAGUCCCGUUGAAUGAGCAGAAGAGGCUUUCCAAUGUUGCAGUAGAUGCCGUCAUCGAUAGCACCUCAAUCGCGACGACUCACAGGGAGACCCUUGCCAAGGCGGGGGUCAUUUUUUGCUCAAUUUCGGAAGCAAUCAAGGAGUACCCUGAUCUAGUGAAGAAGUACUUGGGGAAGGUGGUUCCGCCUGGAGACAAUUUUUAUGCAGCACUCAAUUCUGCAGUCUUCAGUGAUGGGUCAUUCUGUUACAUCCCGAAGGAUACUGUAUCUCCUAUGGAAAUAUCUACUUACUUUCGGAUCAAUGACCGUGAGACUGGCCAAUUUGAGCGAACGCUGAUUGUGGCCGAGGAGCGCAGCUUUGUGAGCUACCUGGAAGGGUGCACAGCGCCAUCCUAUGAUAAAAACCAGCUCCAUGCGGCGGUUGUGGAGCUGUACUGUGCAGAGGGAGCUGAGAUAAAGUACUCCACAGUGCAGAAUUGGUAUGCUGGCGAUGAAGAGGGGAAUGGUGGAAUCUAUAACUUUGUCACAAAGAGGGGCCUUUGUGAUGGUGAUGGAUCAAAAAUUUCUUGGACACAGGUGGAGACUGGAUCUGCAAUCACGUGGAAGUAUCCAAGUGUCAUUCUGAAAGGAAAUAACACAAUUGGAGAGUUUUAUUCGGUGGCACUUACCAAGGAUUACCAGCAGGCAGACACGGGGACCAAGAUGAUACAUGUAGGACAUAAUUCAAGGAGUAGGAUAGUUUCUAAGGGUAUAUCCGCUGGGAAGUCGAGAAAUUGUUACAGGGGGCUUGUUCAGAUUUCUCCGAAUGCAGAAAACGCCCGUAAUUUUUCACAGUGCGACUCCAUGCUCAUUGGUGACACUGCUGCUGCCAAUACGUAUCCAUACAUUCAGGUGUGUAUUACUGACUGAACUGAGCAAUCUCUCUCUUCUUUAAGAAAUGAAUGUAAUACAUACCUCUAUCUUACAUGAAAUAGGAAUGAUUCAUCCAAACAGGUCUUUUGUCAAUCUACAAUCAGCAACCCUUUUUAGUGUUCCCUGGUCGGACUUGAAAGCAGCUUUCUUAACUAGUUUAUGCCACUUCGUUUCCUAGAAGUCACUUGACCGAAUCGAAAUUGUAUCAAAUUCAUUCCAUCAGUUUCUGCAGAUCAUUUGUACUUUCAAAAAGAAAUUCACAGUCAUCAUGAAGAACUAUAAAAUGUUGCUGCGGCAGGUUAGAUACCUUCUGUAAUGACACAUAUUCGAACACAUCAGGAAAUAAAAUAGAACAAGAGUAAAAUUUAAAGUGGCAAUCCUGCUAAGCAGGGUAUCCUAGAAUGAGACUUAGAUUGACAUCCUAAAACGAGUAGAAUUCAUCUUCCAAAUCCUUGAUGUCCUGAGCUUUGAAUAGACAAAGUAUUUGAUAGUUUUUGUUUUCUAUAGUUUGUUACUAUUUCCCCUCCCUCCUCAUACCAAGGGAGAGUUAUCAUUAGUUUUUGUAUGUUCUUAUAUGUUCAUAUUUUCAUAAUUAAAUUAACCCGUCCAUUGAGAAACUAACAUCAUUAACGCUCAUCAGAAUUGUUCGAUCAUAACUACGGCCAUCAGUCACCAAUGCGGUCUGUCCUAGAUUCCAUCAUAUUGAAGGAAAUGAAUUUUUUUUCCCAAAAGGCCAUCAUACUCUAUUGUCAACGAAGAAUUUUGAACCCACAUCAUCAUUGUAGAAUCAGGAACAUUUUAGGCUGUCUGUCACAGAAAGGAAUGCAUGAUUCUUGUUUCUGAUGUUUCGUCCAAUAAUAAUGCAAAUGUUUACUCCCCAUGCACUUGCCUUCAGAGGGCUGAAGCUUCUGAUAGUUUGUUUCUAGAAUGAGAAAGCUACGUAAACCACCAUACACCUUAAUUCUAGAGUUGCUAAUGAAGAAUUUACCUUAAAUGCUUCAAUUACGCAAAGAUGGUCUACUUUUGCUCGUUCAGACAUUCCUGAGGUGUCAUUGGAGCAUACUUUUUUCUUCUUCUUUUUUUUAUGGCCGUCUUGAGAUAUCCUAAACUAAGUAAAGAAGUGUCAGGUAUGUCAGGCCAACGCGAUGCCCCCACCAACGCCCUCUUGGUUCUUCCUCCUCCAUUCUCCCUUGUCCCCUCCGCAUGCCCUCUUGGUUCUUCAGACGCCAUCCUCAUGCCUCACCUUGUUCUCACCUGCCUUCUGUACCCCCGCCACCUCUGCUCACUGAGCUCUUUCUAUCUAAACUCUGAGUUCAGGCCUUCGUACCAGAAAUUCUGGGCAUGCUUCUUUAUCAGUUAACGUCCAUAUGCAUGCUAACAGCCUUUCUCUCGGCAAAAAUCAUGUCCUGAGGAUUGGUAUCAGGGAUAGAGAGAAAAUAUUUCAGUUAAGCCCAAGUGCAAUGUAUCUAAUUGCGUGAAACCCUUACUUUUGUAUCCUUGUAGGUUAAGUAGACUCUCUAAAUAGUAGGGUCUUUUUAUAACUUCAAUAAUAUAUGGCUCGAGUACUAUUAUUAGAUAUUUAGCCUCAGUAAGAUUAUUAGAUAUUAUGAUUAUUAUUAUUAUUAUUAUUAUUAUUAUUAUUAUUAUUAUUAUUGUGCAUCUCUUGUUUCCUUGAUUUGGAAUUUCUCAUGAUGUCUGGAUGAACAUGUACGAUCAGGUGAAGAACCCAUCGGCCCGGGUGGAGCACGAGGCCAGCACCUCCAAGAUUGGGGAGGACCAGCUGUUCUACUUCCAGCAGAGGGGCAUUGACCACGAACAGGCAGUCGCCGCCAUGAUCGGCGGCUUCUGCCGCGAUGUGUUUGAGAAGCUCCCCCUCGAGUUUGCUUCUGAAGUCAGCGCCCUGAUGAAUCUGAAGCUUGAGGGUUCCGUUGGCUGA
Messenger RNA from Spirodela intermedia, 3382 nucleotides. Lineage: Eukaryota; Viridiplantae; Streptophyta; Magnoliopsida; Alismatales; Araceae. The record is from the annotation of a GenBank genome assembly.